AUGUCGAUCCUUCUCUUUCUUCUCUUCUCUGGCACAAUCACCACCGUCUCCGCCUUCAUUGCAACUGCUCCGGCUAAAUCCGAUUCAUUUACACCUCCCGAUAACUACCUCAUAGACUGCGGUUCCUCCUCCCAAACCACCCUCCCCGACAGACGCAUAUUCUCCUCCGAUUCAACUUCAUCGCAAUAUUUGCAAUACAAAGGCCGUGAAAUCUCCGUGGCCGAUCAAUCCGCCAAUGUGCCUCUCCCGAUUUACAAAUCCGCCAAGGUUUUCGAUGCCGAAGCCACGUAUUCAUUUCGUGUCACGAAAACCGGUUGGCAUUGGGUGAGACUGCAUUUCUUCCCGAUAAUCGGGACGAAUAACGAAUUUAAAUUGCAGGAAACGAAGUUUACGGUGGUCGCGGCGGACGCUUUGGUUCUCCUCCAUAGAUAUACUCCGAAAGAAUUGGAAAUGCAUGAAUACCUCAUGAAUGUGACAUCAGAGCGCCUCGAUCUUAGAUUCUGUGGGAAAAAGGAAUCUCCGGCGUUUGUUAACGCGAUAGAGGUGGUUUCCACCCCGGAUAUGGUGAUUACCGACACCAGUGACGCUCUCUUCCCUGUCGGGAAAAAAAUCCACGGAAUGACGAGAUACUCAUAUCGGAAAAUCUAUCGGCUCAAUGUCGGUGGGCCUACCAUCACUCCGGGAAAUGAUACCCUAGGGCGAACUUGGAAUUCCGAUGAAAAGUUCCUUAAACCUCCGUCAGCGGCGAAAAACAUAUCGUUAGCACCGAACGUUAUUACCUAUCUUGAAGGCGGUUCGCCGUUGAUUGCACCGCCUACAGUGUACGCAUCCGCCAUGGAAAUGGGGACUUCGAACACAAUCGCCCCUAAUUUCAAUGUCACUUGGCAAUUUGAUCUCGAUAAAUCCUAUCCGUAUCUCAUUCGUCUGCAUUUUGCUGAUAUUGUCAGCAAAACGCUAAACGAAUUGUACUUCAAUGUGUAUGUUGGCGGGAAAAUCGCAGUCUCAGCCCUCGAUCUGUCGUCGAUAACCAACGGCUUAGCGGUAGCUUACUACCAUGACGUGUUUGUGGAGCCGCCUAUGAUUUCAAAUCCGUUCUUCAUUCAAGUUGGUCCGUUGAACGAACCAAUGGGUACCAAAAACGCGAUCCUAAACGGUCUCGAAAUCUUGCGAAUCAACAAUUCGGUGAACAGUUUAGACGGGGAGUUUGGCGCUGACGGGAGGUCGGCUACCGGACCAGGGCGGGGUACGGUGGCGGCGGUUGGUUUCGCGAUGAUGUUUGGAGCGUUCGCCGGGUUAGGUGCUAUGGCUGUGAAAUGGCAAAAGAGACCUCAAGAUUGGCAGAAGAAGAAUAGUUUCUCGUCGUGGUUGCUUCCCGUUCACGCCGGCGACGCCAGUUUUCUGUCGUCGAGCAAAAACUCAUUGGGCUCGAAGAAAAGCGCGUUCUAUUCAUCAACACAGGGGCUAGGCCGAUACCUUUCGUUUGCAGAAUUACAAGACGCUACAAAGAAUUGGGAUUCCAAAUCAGUGAUCGGAAUCGGAGGUUUUGGAAACGUCUACCUUGGAAUACUCGAAGAUGGAACAAAAGUCGCCGUGAAACGUGGAAACCCACAAUCAGAACAAGGCAUCAACGAGUUCCAAACUGAGCUCCAGAUGCUAUCCAAACUCCGCCACCGCCACCUGGUAUCGUUGAUCGGGUACUGUGACGAGAACGCCGAGAUGAUUCUAGUCUACGAGUUCAUGGAACACGGCCCUCUCAGAGACCAUUUAUACGGGAAAGGGUUGCCGGUGGUUUCAUGGAAGCAAAGAUUGGAGAUUUGCAUCGGGGCGGCACGUGGGUUGCACUACCUCCACACAGGGUCGGCCACCGCCAUCAUCCACCGUGAUGUGAAAACCACCAACAUUCUUCUAGACGAAAACUUCACUGCAAAAAUGGCGGAUUUUGGGCUUUCGAAAGACGUCGGAAUGGGCGAAGCCCAUGUGAGCACUGCUGUGAAAGGAAGCUUCGGGUAUUUAGAUCCGGAAUACUUUCGUAAACAACAAUUAACAGAUAAAUCCGAUGUGUAUUCGUUUGGGGUGGUGUUGCUGGAAGUUUUAUGUGCCCGAUCCGCCAUCGACCCGUCUUUACCCAGAGAACAAGUCAACUUAGCAGAAUGGGCGAUGCAAUGGAAACGAAAGGGUUUACUGGACAAAAUAAUCGACCCUAAUUUGGUCGGAAAAAUCAACCCAGAGUCGAUGAACAAGUUUGCAGAGGCAGCGGAAAAGUGUUUGGCGGAAUACGGUGUUGACCGGCCGACCAUGGGAGAUGUUUUGUGGAACUUGGAGUACGCGUUGCAAUUACAGGACCAGGGGAAAGCGGAGGAAGGCGGCGGAAGUAGUGGUGGUGGAUCGGCGUUAGCGAAUGCUGCACCGCUUGCUCCGGCGGUUGAUAAUAGGCCGGUUAUGACACCUGCUCAGGCGAGUCAGAAUCCGGCGGAAGUUCAGGUGAUUGAGGAUCAUUCCGGGACUGCCAUGUUUGAACAAUAUGCAAAUCUGAACGGCCGGUGA
Messenger RNA from Lactuca virosa, 2544 nucleotides. NCBI's taxonomy places the organism in Eukaryota, Viridiplantae, Streptophyta, Magnoliopsida, Asterales, Asteraceae. The record is from the annotation of a GenBank genome assembly.